GGAAACUGCUGAAAAACAUAAAGGAGCGCUGGAAGAUGCUGCGAUAGUAUUGAUACAGGGUGAGGUUUCACAGAAAGGAAACAAGAGAAUGUUUGAGCUUGCCAAAAGCCAUGGAGUGAAAACAUUCUUCAAUCCUGCUCCGGGGGAUCCAAACAUGGACAAAUCAAUAUUACCAUUGACUGAUAUCAUUUGUACGAAUGAAAGUGAGGCAGAAUGUAUAACGGGUAUCAAACAGAACAAUUUGGAUGAUGCCAGGAGAGCAGCAGCCCAAAUGAUUACAAUGGGACCAAAAUAUGCAAUUGUCACUUUGGGAGCACAAGGUUGUGUUCUUGCUUCACAAGGUCGGGAGGUUGAACAUAUUCCAGCGAGAGAGGUGACAGCUGUCGAUACAACGGGAGCUGGUGACUGCUUUUGUGGCUCGUUCAUUUACUUCUUGAUUAAUGCAAAAUGUUCCGUACGUGAUGCUAUGGAAAAAGCAGCCAAUAUCGCCGCUUUAUCCGUUCAGCGGAAGGGCACUCAAGCUUCGUUCUGGACUCGGAAGGAGAUAGGAGAGACAUAUCCAGAACUUUUAAAAUGAAUCUUCACGAGAUGUUCACAGUUGUUCUAGGAAGUAGGAUGUGCAUUUAAGGUUGUAGGGUUUAGUAGCAGUAUAAAACGAAAUUUUUGAGUACAUGUAACUUUGCUGCUCUUCCUUAUCUAGGUAUGGGUUAAGAAACUUGUAUGGGUCUCCGUGAAUAGCUUCUCAAUGUCCAACCGCUAUGCAAAUCUUGAAUUGUAUGCUCAUCGAAAUGAAGAAUUCUAACUGAGGG
Molecule: messenger RNA, 809 nt
Organism: Cylicocyclus nassatus
Lineage: Eukaryota; Metazoa; Nematoda; Chromadorea; Rhabditida; Strongylidae
Source: the annotation of a GenBank genome assembly